GAUCCAAGCUUUUCCGACCUGCACACCACAAGCAAACAGAGGUCAGAAGGAACUCCGGUGGGGGUCACCGGACGUUCACUCCGACGCUCGAGUAAGGUAUUGAAGUAGAGGAAGAAGAAGAAGAGAAAAGAGUGGCGCGGUUCGUUAGGUGUGUCAGAGGGAACAUUCCUCACGUACCUGUCAGAAGAUCUUCUGUGGUCCCAGGAUCUGGUACACGAGUGAGCGCUUCUGGGCAGGACCUCGGAGCCCGGUCAAGCCUUGAAGCCCGGGUAACUUGGGAGUCAAGUUAUCAUGGUUCUUGUAUCUGAGAAUGGCUCGGAGCUCGGACCAGAUGGUUCGGUCUUUCGGGUUUAUGAACUCGGAGCUCGGCCUAGGUUUGAGUCGAAUAUGACUCAGAGCCCGGAUAGAAUUCCUGGUCCGACCUUAGCAAGCGUGAUUGUCUCGGAUGAUGUUUGAAUUCCCAUCGAUCCGGUGACCCCCCAAGUCAUGUGCUCUAUGAUUUCAAGAAGGUCGGACAUUGUUACCAGGUCGGUGAAAUGCUUGACUUAGUGAUGCUCAUUCCUGGCGAGGUUGCUUCGCCCCUACUAGAUGUGCUACGUUAUCACUAGUCCCCCCUCAGUAUGUCGGAUAUUUAUGUCCGAGCUGGUGGUGUGUACCGAGGUCGCAGGUCACGUGAUUAUCUUAUGGUCAACAACUUCUGACACCGAGCCGUAUGCCAGAGGAAGUAGCUGGAGGGAUACAGUGAUGUGAAAGGACCUGUCCUUUCGAGUUGUUGUGCCUGACAGCUGUUUGGGUGGGUGUCUCUGAUGACGGUUGUGAUUCUACUUAAGUAGGAGCCACGUGCCAAGCAGUUACUGCUGGUGCGGUUUUCUAGGAGUUACCCUUAGUGGGAAGAAAGAGAAAAUUUAAGAGGUGCCUUUUCGUUUUCCCUCUCUUUUCUUCCGUUAUAAAUUUCAUAUUUCAAAACUUAUCAACUUUUCGUUUCCUUUCUCAGUUUCUCUAUUUCUCUCUGCUCUUGAAAAAGAAAAAACCUGUGUUCUUCGUCUUUCUCAAAAGCUUUCUUCGCUAUCUGCUAUUUUGGGGGAUUAUCUGUCCACUGUUCCUGAGGUUUCCAGAUUUUGCUGUUUGAUCGUGAUUUGUGCUUCCGGUUGCCGUGUUUGCUUUCUUCCCAGGAUUUGCUGCGUUUUCUACAAGUGAGUAUUUCUUAAUCUUCGUUUUAGUUCUUUGUUUUUCCAGUUUUCGAAUACGUGAAUUUCAUUUGCUAUAUGUUUAUUUCCUGAACUGUUGUUUUGUUUACGAAGGUUUUGCCUUGUUUUAUUUAGAUGUUCUGUUCUCAGUUUUUAGAUUAUAUUGUGUUCUCUGGAUUCUGUGUUUUCUGAUUUGAGUCAAUGUUUGCCUGCCUCUGUUUCAUGAUUUCACUGUGCUUGAGUUUGAAAUGUCUGAGUAGGUUUCUAGAAUUUCGAUUUUGUGUGUGACGUUGUUGCUCUGGUAAAAAUCUGGGAGAUGAAUUUCCAGAAAACUGGGGAUUCAGCAUGGUGUUCUUAGUGUUCUGAUGAUUUCACCCCUUAGGAGUCUCUUGUUGAUUCAUACUGUCGGUGUUUCGUUAUUUUUUGUUGUUUUUUGGAAACUUGUCUCAUCCGAGCUUGUUUCUUUGUCCUUAGGCAUGUCGGGUGAAUCAUCAGAACGUGAGGAGGGGAGGGGUUACGACGAUGAUGAUCAAGGGACGGCUGAGGCCUCUGUUGAGUUUCAUGUCGUUCGUUCUAGCCGAGCUAACUUCUCGGAGGCGGAGGAGGUGGGGACCUCGCAACCGCGAGUUUCGAAGAAAGCAAAGGGAAAGGAUAAAACCGCGGAUGUCGGUGGUCGACCGGAUGAUCGGGAUAUUAAAGUGUCUCGGUGUACCGUUGGUUUUUUGGACGCAGUGCGCGUAGCUUUCAGUAUCCCGGAGGAGUACGAGCUCUCCGUUAUUCCCGAGGGUCAGAGAUUGAACAACACUCCUCCGGCGAAUACGAUCAUGUUGACUCUGGAGCACUUGCAGUCAGGGAUAAGGUUUCCUCUGUCCGAGGAGUACCAGCGGUUGAGCGCCUAUUUCAAAGUUCCUUUGUCUCAGAUCCACCCCAACGGAGUUCGGCAUUACUCGUGCUUUCUGAAGCUCUGUCGGCGGACUGGGGUCGUGGAUUCCAUGAGGUUAUUCUGCUGUUUGUAUCUGUUGUCUUUGAAGGACCAGAACCAUUUUGCGUAUAUUAGGUUCCGGGGUGAGAGGAAAGAUGUGCCUGGGGGUUUGUUUACUGGGAUAACCGACUCUCUAAGGGAUUUCAAAGAGGACUAUUUCCGAGUUACUCAUCCGACCGCCUUUCGGGGGAUGAUCAGCACCUGGAGCUCGGAUUGUCAUAAACCGGAUAAAUGGUUUCAUACCCCCAGCCCUUUCGAGUCGGCUGACAUAGCUAAGCUUCGGGAUGCCAUGCCCGAUGGGAAAAAGGCUCACGCCGAUGUUCUUUGCCCAAAAGUCAUUUUUGACUUUUGGAAGUCUUCAAUGCCUGCUGGUAGAUCCUUGUACAUUUAUGUGUUUUUGUUUCGUGAUUGUUUUGUUGUUGUUGUCCCCUCUUUUUUUUAUUUGUCACGACUUGCUCGACUUGCUCUUAUCUUCUGUUUUAUCCGUACUGACCUUGGUCCUAUGUUUCUUUCAGUGAACAGUAUUGAUGUAUCCCGGCUUGCUGGCAAAAAACGCAAAAGACCAGCAAACCGAGCUCCUGCUCCGGCGCCGGCUCCUAUGGCCCGAGCUGCCGCAACUGCAGCCACUCCAGAGGCUUCCGGGGUGCCGAGGCCCGAGGUCCCUGAGAAUGCUGCCCCCGCGGUGGGUGUGAGCCCCGUGCCUCUUCGGGUUCAGCUGCCGGGCGGGAUAGAGGUCCCUGUUUCCGCCGAGCCCGUGGGGACUAUCCCUUUCAUAAACUUGGACUCAACCGGGACUGUAGAUGGUCCAGUUCAAAAAGAAGCUGCUCCCCGAGGAGAUGUUCCUAAGGAUGCUGGCCCGAGCUCUAAGGGUCCCCGAGCACCUUUGGCGGAUCUGCCGCCUGUUUCUUCGGACUCAAGCACGGCGGCUUCGGGUCCCCAGACAAUAACUCGGGCAAGCUUUGCCGAGUGGGUAAGUCGCCAUAAUGAUGGUGCCCGGGCAACCUUGAACGAGCUUCCGAUUGCCGGAGACGUUGCUCGGGUAACCACUUUACCCAUCGACUUAGCCCAUUAUAAAACUCACCGGCCUGAGAAUUUGCUGGCAGUUGUCUCCUCGCUCUGUCUCCAGGCGGCUCAAGUAUCUUACUUGGCGGACCAGAAUGCCAAUAAGAACGAGGUUGAUCUAUUGCUGGCCAAGAACCUUCUUCUGUCCGAGCAAGCGAAGGUUCGAAGUGCUGAGAAACGUGCUGCUGAUGCCGAGAAGAAGGCCUCCGAUGGGGCCGCCUUGGUAGCUAAGCUGGAAUUGCAACUGAAGAAUUCCGAGGAUCGAAGGUCGGAGGACUUGGAGAUGCUCGGAAAGCUGAGAAAUGACGUCAGUCGUCUGGAGACUGAGAAAGCUGCUGAGAAAGAGGAUUUCUCGAAGCAACUCGCCGACGUCACUCGUCGAAAUGAGCUGGCUUCCCAGGGGCUCCGGAGUUCGGUGGAGGAUCUGAAGAAAAAGCUGGCCGAGGCCGUGGCGCGAGCUGAUAAAGCCGAAGUCCAAGUCGCAGAGGGCGCCACCCGGGAGGAGAAUUUGUACGAGGACUUUCGGAAGAUGCUGUAUGUGGGCGAGGUCCAAGUUGGUGAGUUCAUAAGAGGUCGGUUUGGAGCUGAUGUCGACGUCUCAGAUUUUAAGCUGGACGUGGUUGACUUGCACCGCCGUGCCAAAGAGCUGCCCGAAGAUUACGAUAUACCGGCAGAUAUUGAAGAUUAUCUGGCCGAUGAUCAGGGCGAGGGCCCAAACUGAGGCAAUUUGUUUUUGUAAUUGUUGAACAAUUUAGUUUUUUGUUUUAUAGUUUUGAACAAUUUUCCUUGUCUUUGUAAAUUUUUUGGGAUGUUUGAGCUUUGAGCUCUUUUGCUAGUUUGAAUAUUUCCUUUCGUA
Molecule: messenger RNA, 4087 nt
Organism: Mercurialis annua (annual mercury)
Lineage: Eukaryota; Viridiplantae; Streptophyta; Magnoliopsida; Malpighiales; Euphorbiaceae
Exons: 3
Coding region: 1553-3952 (799 amino acids)
Source: RefSeq, a predicted model, not a curated record